Molecule: messenger RNA, 2985 nt
Organism: Monoraphidium neglectum
Lineage: Eukaryota; Viridiplantae; Chlorophyta; Chlorophyceae; Sphaeropleales; Selenastraceae
Product: Structural maintenance of chromosomes protein 3
Exons: 30
Biological process (GO): mitotic sister chromatid cohesion
Cellular component (GO): chromosome
Molecular function (GO): cohesin loader activity; ATP binding; double-stranded DNA binding
Source: RefSeq, a predicted model, not a curated record
AUGCGCCAGGAGGAGCGGCAGGCACUGCUGCAUGAGGGUGCGGGCCAUGCGGUGCUGUCGGCCUUUGUAGAGCUCGUCUUUGACAACAGCGACGGCCGCUUCCCGGUGCGAGAGCGGCCACGCUGUUGCGUUGUGCUCACUCCCACCAGCACUCUGCCCACUCGCGUGCCAAAGAUUGACAAGGACGAGGUGCGCCUGCGCCGCACCAUUGGCGCCAAGAAGGACGAGUACACCCUGGACCGCAAGCACGUCACCAAGCAGGAGGUGAUGAACCUGCUGGAGUCUGCGGGUUUCAGCCGUGCCAACCCCUACUACAUCGUGCAGCAGGGCAAGAUCAUGAGCAUGGCCAACAUGAAGGACGGCGAGAGGCUGGAGCUGCUCAAGGAGAUUGGCGGCACCAAGGUGUACGAGGAGCGGCGCCGCGAGAGCCUCAAGAUCAUGCAGGAGACGGAGAACAGGCGCGCCCAGAUCGAGGAGGUGGUGGAGUUCAUCGAGUCCAAGCUGCAGGAGCUGGACGCCGAAAAGGCUGAGCUGGCGGCUUUCCAGGCGCUGGACCGCCAGCGCCGCUCCAUUGAGUACGCCCUGUUUGACAAGGAGCUGGCGGAGGCGCGCUCCAAGGCAGCAAAGGUCGAGGCCGAGCGCGCCAAGCUAGGGGAGGAGGCGGCGGCCGCCCAGAAGGAAGCCGCGGCGGCCAAGGAGCGGCUGGUGGCGGUGGAGGCGGCCAGCACUGAGGCUCAGGAGGCGAAGGCGUCUGCGGAGAAGGCGCGCCGCGCGCUGGCCAAGGAGCGCGACGCCGCGCUGAAGCAGCGCGCCAAGCUGGAGCUGGAUGAGAAGGAAGCCGCGGGGAAGCUGGCAGCAGAUACCGAGUCAUCCACGGCCGCAAAGGCGGAGCUGGCGCGGCUGUACAAGCAGAUUGCAGAUGCGGAGAGGCAGUGCGUGGCAGCGGCCACGGCGCUCGAGGAGAAACGGAAGCGCGAAAAGGAGGUGCACGAUGAGCUGUCGUCCAGCCAGGGGCGGCUGCAGGCGCUGAUGUCAAAGCAGGGGCGCUCCAGCCAGUUUGCCAGCCAGGGGGAGCGGGACGCCUUCCUCAAGGGGGAGGCCAAGAAACUGCAGGACGCGGCGGCCAAGCAGGAGAGCGCGCGUGCGGCGCUGCAGCAGCAGGUGGAGGAGCUCAACGCGGUUCUCAUGGCCGGCGCUCAGGCUGCGGGCGACAAGGAGCAGGUGGCGCGGGACGCGGCGGGGGCGCUCGAGGCGGUGUCGAGGCAGCUGGCGGAGCUGAAGAAGGCCCGGGACGAGGCCGCCAACCAGCGCAAGGAGGCGUGGCGCGCCGCGGACGAGCUGAAGGACCAGUUCCGCGCAGCGGAGAGCGAACACGCGCGCGCACGCGAGGCCGCCCAGCGCGUGAUCCCGCGUGACAUCAGCAUGGGCAUCAUGGCCAUGGAGGCGGCGCGCCGCGCCCACAACAUCAAGGGCGUGUAUGGCUCCCUGGCUGACCUGCUGGAGGUGCCGGCGCAGCUGUCCACAGCGGUCGAGGUGGUCUGCGGCAACCAAGCCUUCCAGGUGGUGGUGGACACGACUGACACGGGCAUGCGACUGGUGCAGGAGCUGAACCGGCAGCGCAGCGGGCGCGUCACGUUCAUGCCGCUCGACGCGCUGAGGGUGCAGGAGGUGGCGUACCCUACGGAGUGGGGGGACGCGGCGGUGCCGAUGCACCGCGUGCUGAAGUAUGACGAGCGCUUCAAGACGGCCGUCAUGCAGGUGUUUGGCAAGACGCUGGUGUGCCAGACGCGGGAGAUCGCGGAGAAGGUGGCCAGCGGGGGCGUCCUCGACGCCAUCACGCUCGACGGCGACCUCGUGCGGCGCAAGGGCACCGUCAGCGGCGGCUUCAGCGACCCGAUGCGCAACAAGAUCGGGUCACACCAAAAGGCGCGCACACACCUGGCUCGCGGCCCCAAGCCCGCGAGGGGUUGGGGGCGCCACGGCUCAUGGUUGAGCAUGCCACGCUUUGGCGUCCGCGCCUCGCCGACGGCCCCGGCGGUCAAGGCCCUGGAGCAGCGGCUGGCGGAGCUCACGGCCCAAAAGAAAGCGCACGAGGCGGCCGCGGCGGAGCACGACCACCGCGCCGACCAGCUGUCAGCAGAGGUCGCCCAGCUGGAGGGCCGGCACAAGCACAUGCAGCAGGCGCUGGAGCAGGCGCGCCGCGACGUCAAGGCGGCGCAGGCCGGGGACGCGGGGCAGCGCAAAGCCCUGAAGCGCGCAGAGGACCAACUGGCUGAGGUCGAGGUGGGCGGCCGCGGUGGCUGCUGCUGCUUCUGCGGCCGCGGCGGCGGCGGCGCGGGGCGCCCCUGCCGGCGCGGCUCUUGGGCUCUCGCUUCAGCGGGGGAGUCCCUUGCUGACGUGGCGCGCAAGCUGGCGGUGGCCAGGGAGGAGAUGCAGACAGACAUGCUGGAGCAGCUGAGCCCGACUGAGCGCAAGCAGCUAGGGGAGCUGCAGCCGCGGGUGGCGGCCCUCAAGGAGAGCCUGGAGGCGGCAAAGGCGGAGCACCAGCAGGCCGCGGCCAAGCUGGAGGGCCUUCAGACGCGGCUGGAGACAAACCUGCUGCGGCGGCGCGACGAGCUGGCGACGGCCGCCGAGGAGGGCACGCCCGCCGAGGCCGCCUCCUUGGACGGCCUAAGGGCGGAGCUGGCGCGCGCGGCCGAGGCGGUGGAGGGCGUGGAGGAGCAGCUGGCUGAGGCGGAGGCCAGGGCCGCGGCGGCCGCGGAGAAGGCCAAGGCCGCGGACCGCGAGCGCGAGGCCCUGGCAGAGGCCGUUAAGCGCGGCGGCGGCGGCGGCGGCGCCGAGGGGGGCGAGGGGGCGCGGCUCGAGGCGCUGGCCGAGAAGGCCGCCGCGGCGCGGCAGCGCGCGGACGACCUCAGCCGCCGCAUCAAGGAGCUGGGCACGCUGCCGUCUGACGCUUUUGAGAAGUACCGCGGCAAGAACACCAAG